AUGCGAACAAAUCUUAUCGUUGUUGCUUACGAUGACAGUGACAAUGUAGAUCUUCUUGUUGCAUACAACAAUGUCUCUUUUGAAAAUCAAAUGACGUUUUCAACUGGCCAUUUUCCACAGUCUGCAGCUGUUGGUGAUUUCAACAACGACACCAGACUGGAUAUCGUUGUCGCUAAUUAUGGGGACAACAAUGUGAGUGUCCUUCUUGGAUAUGGUAAUGGCUCUUUUCAAAAUCAAAUGACGUUUUCAACUGGCUCUUUGCCACAGUCUGUAGCUGUUGGUGAUUUCAACAACGACACCCAACUGGAUAUCGUUGUCGCCAAUUCUAAUGAUAACAGUGUGAGUGUACUUCUUGGAUACGGUAAUGGCUCUUUUCAAAAUCAAAUAACGUUGUUAACUGGCUCUGGGCCAUACUCUGUAGCUG
This is a messenger RNA of Rotaria socialis, 424 nucleotides long. The record is from the annotation of a GenBank genome assembly. NCBI's taxonomy places the organism in Eukaryota, Metazoa, Rotifera, Eurotatoria, Philodinida, Philodinidae.